AUGCCUACCCCGGGUGUGUGUCUGAACAUCAUCAAUGCACGCCAUAAGAAAGAUGGUUACGGGACCAUCACCAACCCUGAGAAGUUCCUCAACCAAGACUUCCAGCAGCUGAAACAGUACUGUCUCAUCCGACGGGUAAGGUACAUUGAUGAGAUGUUCCCCCCGGACAGGAACUCCAUCGGCAAGGAGAUACUGAGGUCUUCUGACCAAGCCAAAGUUGUGUGGCUGAGACCAGCGAAAAUUGUUGCCAAUCCAUCUUUUGUUGUUGACGGGGUCUCCAGAUUUGACUUUGGUCAAGGCAUGGUUGGAAACUGUUGGUUUCUUGCGUCUAUUGGAGCUCUGACAUUCCAGAAUUACAUCUUUGAGCAAGUUGUUCCUCUUGAGCAAAAAUUUGAUGAGGACUACUGCGGACUGUUCCACUUCAGGUUCUGGAGGUUUGGAAGAUGGGUGGAUGUUGUCAUUGAUGACAAACUACCAACAAUUGACGGCAGACUAAUCUUCGUCCACUCCAAAGACCCAACUGAAUUCUGGCCUGCUUUGCUGGAGAAAGCCUAUGCCAAGGUGUGUGGUUCCUACUCAGACAUGAAUGCUGGAACUCCUGCUGAGGCUUUGGUGGACUUCACUGGUGGUGUCCACAUAAGCAUCCAGCUGUCAGAUCCUCCUCCAAAUCUGUGGGAGUUCAUGUACAGAGCUGGCCAAUCCAGGUCCCUAAUGGGUUGUGGUACACCUCAGGGGGAGACAUCUGACAACACCAUACUACCAAAUGGAUUGGUCCAAGGCCAUGCCUAUACUGUCACGGGUGUGAAACAGAUGAUGAGCCAAGGGCAACCCGUAAACCUGGUGCGUCUGUGGAACCCUUGGGGCAAAAAAGAGUGGAAUGGAGACUGGAGUGAUCAGUCGCCUUUGUGGCAAACCGUGAGUCCUCAAGAUCGUGAGUGGUGCCUGUCUGUGGGCGAUGAUGGGGAGUUUUGGAUGACCCUGCAAGACUUCUGUAAGUUCUACAUUGAUCUUGACAUCUGCUGCCUCUGCCCUGACUUCCUUGAUGGAAGCUCCACUUGCCAUUGGAAGACCUCCUUCUAUGAGGGCAGAUGGGUUGCAGGAACCACUGCUGGAGGAUGCAUGAAUAACAGAGAGAGCUUCUGGACUAAUCCACAGUAUCGGGUCAGGAUUGAAAAGUUAUCCAGUGAAUGUUCUCAGGAACAGGCUGGAAAAAACAUGCUGGUGUCUCUCAUGCAAAAGCCUGACAAGAGGAACAGACGCCUGGUCCAAAAUCUCCACAUUGGAUUCGUGGUAUUUGAGGUGACUGACGAGUACAAGGCAGAGAGGGGGAAGUUCCCGCCCUCUUUCUUCAGAACCCAUGCACCUGUUGCCCAAACUAAAACCUACAUGAAUGCACGUGAGGUGAUGGAGUUCCUUAUGCUAAAGCCUGGUGAAUACCUGAUUGUGCCGUCCACCUUCAAUCCCAAUGAGACAGCCUCCUUCAUCCUGACCAUUCUGUCCAAGGCAGAGACCCACGUCCAUGAGAACUCUGGUGGCCAUAACAACAACCACAUGGAAGUAGAAGAGCCCAAACCAGUUGACAAGGGAGUGGAUGACGAAAAUAAGAGAAACUUUUUCCGUCAAUACUCUGACAAGUAUGAAGAAGUGGAUGCUGAGCAGCUCCAGACGAUUCUAAAUGACAAAAUCCUGAAAGGAGACUUGAAAUCUGGAGGCUUCAGCAUUGAUGCCUGUCGCAGCAUGGUUGCUUUGAUGGAUACAUCUAUCACAGGCAAACUGAAUGGUGAGGAAUUUGUGCGACUGUGGAAGAAGGUCAUCACAUACAAGGACAUUUUCUUCCGCACUGAUGUUUCACAGACAGGAACGCUGUCCCUGAGUGAACUGAGGAAUGCAAUCAUGGCAACAGGAAAGAGGACCAGCGAUGACAUGCUGAAUUUGAUGGCUCUGCGCUACGGUGCCACCUCUGGAAACAUAACACUGGAGAGCUUCAUUGGUCUGGUCCUUCGCUUUGAAUGCAUGAACCAAAUCUUCAGCCAGUUGUCUGAUGGACCGACUGUGACUCUUCACAAAUCAGAGUGGAUGUACCUUUCAAUGUACACUUAA
Xiphias gladius (swordfish) is the source of this 2100-nucleotide messenger RNA. Its product is annotated as calpain-1 catalytic subunit-like. The transcript is spliced from 21 exons. Lineage: Eukaryota; Metazoa; Chordata; Actinopteri; Istiophoriformes; Xiphiidae. The record is from RefSeq and is a predicted model, not a curated record. Gene Ontology annotation, biological process: proteolysis. Gene Ontology annotation, cellular component: cytoplasm. Gene Ontology annotation, molecular function: calcium-dependent cysteine-type endopeptidase activity. Bases 1 to 2100 code for a protein of 699 amino acids.